AUGGUACCCCCCAAGGGGCCCCCACCGCAGGAAGAGGGGCCCCCAGGGGGCCCCCAGUUUAUCCCUCUAGACCCUGUGAAACCACUAGCGAGGCCCGAGGGGUUUACUGAGAUUCCUGCUGCUUACCCGGGCCAGAAAUUGGGGUGUACGUACACCCCAUGGGGUGACCUUAAGGUACCCCCUGAAGGAAACAAAGGGGCUGCUGCUGAGGGCCCCGAGGGGGCCCCCAAGUUUAUAGACCCUUCUUUUAAGGGGGGGCCCCCCAUACCUGCUGAGCUGCUGGGGCCCCUGACGGGCUGGACCCGUGUGGUGCAUCUGGGGGCCCCCAACCCCCCGAAUGAACGUAUAGAGUAUGAGCCUGCUGCUGUCUGUGCUUCUCUCCCUACUGAACCUGCUGCAGCAGAUACAGCAACUGCAGCAGCAACAUCAGCAACUGCAGCAGCAGCAGCAGCAACAGCAGCAGCUGCUGCAGCUCCCUCUAAGCGAGGAAAAACACAGAAAGCUGCUGCCUCCAGCACCAAGGGCAAAGAGGCCCCCCAGCCAGUACCCCCCGAGGAGCCUUCAUAUAUCCUUAUCAACCGUAAGAGGGCCCCCAUCGUGGGUUCAGUAGAGGGGGCCCCCCAGGGGCCCCCUCUCAAGGCGUUGGGUAACAGCAAGGGGCCCCUAGACACCUUCGCGGGGCCCCCAGGAGUACCCACACCAGGGGGGCCCCCCCCUGUAGGGGGGGGCCUCCAGCAAGAGUUAUAUGCAAACGCCUCUGGGGGCCCCCAUGGGGGCCCCUCUGGGGGCCCCUCUGGGGGCCCCAGUGGAGUGGGUACAGGGGUGGGGGCCCCUGUAGGGGGCCCCCCAGAUGCGGGUAGUGUUGACUCGGGGGCCCCCGUUGAGGGUAGCUGGAGAGUAGUACAAAUAGAUGAUAUUGUACCCUAUGGGGGCCCCCAAGGGGCCCCCGUAUUCCCUCAAUCUAUAGAUACAAGAGAGAUGUGGGGGCCCCUACUAGCCAAAGCUAUUCUUAAAGCUUUCAGGGGGCCCCUUGCUGCUGGGGGGGGGCCCCCACCUAUCAUAGAGGCCCUCACGGGGCGGAGAGAGCUGCUGCUGCCUCUGUCUCCUUCUCUUGUCUCUUUAUACUGUCUCAAGGGCCUCUGGGCCUCUGUUAAACUAAAAACACCUCCUGCUGCUGCUCCUGCUGCUGCUGCUGCUGCUCCUGCUGCUCCGGCUGCUGCUGCUGCUGAUGGUGGUGGUGGUGGUGCUGCUGCUGCUGCUGCUGAUGGUGGUGGUGAUGCUGCUGCUGCUGAUGGUGGUGGUGCUGCUGUUGCUGCUGCGGAAGAGGAAGAGGCAGAAGCAGCAAAAGAGGGUACAGAAGAAGGGGGGCCCCCCCCAACACCCUCGGGGGGCCCCUACGACGAUAUGCUAGGAUGGAGGCCCUUUCUUCUUGCUGCAGCACGAGAAGGAGAAGCAGCAGCAGUUUCUCUAUUAAACAGACAGUCAGUACCCUACGAACAAUUCCUUACUGACUUCAGUGGGGCCCUCCCCCUCAACAGCCCCCAGCAUCCGCUUAAUAAAGAAGAAGAGCAGCAGAGGAGAGCAGCAGCAGCUGCUGCUGCUGCUGCUGCACCCCCACAAAUAACAAGAGAGAAAGAGGGGGGCCCCAUCAUAGUACGGAGGCCCUUCGCUGUGCUGCUGCAGCACCUGCUGGGGGGGGGGGCCCCCCUACCCAUUGAGCUAGACGGGCAGGACCCUGAGGGGCCCCCUGCUGCUGAGGACGAUGAUGUGGGGGCCCCUGCAGCAGAUACGAUGCCCUCAGAGACCCAGCAGCAGGGGGCCCCUGCUGCUGCAGCAGCAGCAACAGCAGCAGCAGCAGCAGCAGCAGCAGCAGCAGAACAAGAAGGGGGAUCUCCACGAGCAAGAGACAGCAGCAACAAUGCUAGUGCUGCAGAGACACCGCGGGCUCAGGCAACGGCCUCAGCUGCUGCUGCUGCUGCUGCUACAGCCACGCGCCGCAGCAGCGUAACACACAUCCAGCUGCCGCAGCAACAGCAACAGCAACAGCAGCAGCAGCAGCAGCAGCAGCAGCAGCAGCAGCAGCAGCAACAGCAGCAGCAGCAGCAGCAGCAGCAGCAGCAGCAACUGCUGCUGCUGCUGCGAGGGCCCCACGUUCUCUGUGUUUAUACCCGAGCAAGCCCUAGAGGAGGCCCCCGCUGCUGCUGCUGCGAGGGCCCCACGUUCUCUGUGUUUAUACCCGAGCAAGCCCUAGAGGAGGCCCCCCUGAGAGACGUGUAUGAGUAUGAGGGGGGCCCCCUGCCUGUGCAGCUGCCGCUGCGGGCCUCUGUCUGUCUCCUUAACAUACCGAAGCGGCGUUUGUUCUCCGCUUCAGCAGCAGCAGCAACAACAACAGCAGCAGCAGCAGCAACAGCUCCUGCUGCUGCUGCUGCUGCUGUUGCUGCAGAGACAGAAGACACAGCAGCAGCAGCAGCAGCAGCAGCAAACAAACGACGCACAGCCAACUACUUCAGACCCCAUGCUGUAAUUUUGUCGCUGCAGGGAACGCCGCUGCUGCUGGAGGGGCCCCCAGGAGACAGUCAGCAGGGGCCCCCCAGCAGGGAGACAGGGGGGGCCCCCACUGCCGGCGAGGACGCCAACGCCCAGCAGCAGCAGCAGCAGCAGCAGCAGCAAGAGCAGCAGCAGCAGCAGCAGCAGCAGCAGCAGCAGCAGGCAGCAGCAGCAGCAGCAGCAGCAGCAAGAGCAGCAGCAGCAGCAGCAGCAGCAGCAGCAGCAGCAGGAGACAGCUUGUCAUCUCCUUAA
Messenger RNA from Eimeria mitis, 2799 nucleotides. RefSeq lists its product as uncharacterized. Gene Ontology annotation, molecular function: calcium-dependent cysteine-type endopeptidase activity. Gene Ontology annotation, biological process: proteolysis; regulation of DNA-templated transcription. The record is from RefSeq and is a predicted model, not a curated record. Gene Ontology annotation, cellular component: RSF complex. Lineage: Eukaryota; Apicomplexa; Conoidasida; Eucoccidiorida; Eimeriidae.